AUGGUGCGCAUCGCCAGCGCGCUCGGGCUGGUGAUGUUCAGCGUGGCGCUUCUCAUCCUGUCGCUCAUCAGCUACGUGUCCAUCAAGAAGGACUUCCUGCUCAGCACCCCCCGCUACGGGCCCAACGGGGGGCCCAGGAUGUACAUGUUCCACGCGGGGUUCCGCUCCCAGCUGGCGAUGAAAUAUCUGGACCCGGCAUUCACUCCUCUGACCAACUCUCUGAGCGAGGACAUGCAGAACUCCUCCAGGUGGAGGUACAACAGCUCUGCUUUUAUUCAGCAGAAGAACGAGAUCUCUCAGUACAUCGACAUCCCGCACAACUUCUCCCUGAUCCGGAGCUCGGUGAGAACCGGUCAGCUGAUGCAUUACGACUACUCCAGCCACAAGUACGUCUUCUCCAUCGGUGAGAACUUCCGCUCGCUCCUCCCCGAGGCGUCGCCGAUCCUCAACAAACACUACAACGUCUGCGCGGUGGUCGGGAACAGCGGCAUCCUCACGGGCUCGCGCUGCGGACCUGAGAUCGAGAAGUUCGACUUUGUCUUCCGCUGCAACUUCGCGCCGACGGAGCUCUUCAAGAAGGACGUCGGGCGGCAGACGAACAUGACCACGUUCAACCCAAGUAUCCUGGAGAAAUACUACAACAACUUACUGACCGUGCAGGACAGGAACAACUUCUUCCUGAGCCUGAAGAAGCUGGACAACGCCAUCCUGUGGAUCCCGGCGUUCUUCUUCCACACGUCGGCCACAGUGACCAGGACGCUGGUGGACUUCUUCGUGGAGCAUCGAGGUCAGCUGAAGGUCCAGCUGGCCUGGCCGGGGAACAUCAUGCAGUACAUCAACAGCUACUGGAAAACCAAGCAGCUGUCGCCGAAGCGCCUGAGCACCGGCAUCCUCAUGUACACGCUGGCGUCGUCCAUGUGCGACCAGAUCCACCUGUACGGCUUCUGGCCCUUCGGCUGGGACCCCAACACGGGCAAGGAGCUGCCGUACCACUACUACGACAAGAAGGGAACCAAGUUCACCACCAAGUGGCAGGAGUCGCACCAGCUGCCGGCCGAGUUCAAGCUGCUCUACAAGAUGCACACGGAGGGACUGCUGAAGCUCCGCCUCACGCACUGCGAGUAG
Messenger RNA from Limanda limanda (common dab), 1125 nucleotides. It is a transcript of the gene st8sia3, whose product is annotated as ST8 alpha-N-acetyl-neuraminide alpha-2,8-sialyltransferase 3. Gene Ontology annotation, biological process: N-glycan processing; oligosaccharide metabolic process. The coding region runs from base 1 to 1125 and encodes 374 amino acids. The transcript is spliced from 4 exons. NCBI's taxonomy places the organism in Eukaryota, Metazoa, Chordata, Actinopteri, Pleuronectiformes, Pleuronectidae. Gene Ontology annotation, molecular function: alpha-N-acetylneuraminate alpha-2,8-sialyltransferase activity. The record is from RefSeq and is a predicted model, not a curated record.